Messenger RNA from Trametes versicolor FP-101664 SS1, 891 nucleotides. RefSeq lists its product as uncharacterized. Bases 1 to 891 code for a protein of 296 amino acids. The record is from RefSeq and is a predicted model, not a curated record. Lineage: Eukaryota; Fungi; Basidiomycota; Agaricomycetes; Polyporales; Polyporaceae. The transcript has a single exon.
AUGGCCGUGUUCAACGACAACGCCGCCCUCGACCGUCUCCCGAACGGCAACCUCAUCCUACGCCGCAACUCUGACGGCGCCAAACUCCUGUACGCCAUCGAGCAGCUGCGCAUGUACUCUCGAUUCGAUUUCGCUCUGCGCGCCGACCGCCUGACCGGCCCUGGCUUGACCGAGCCCGCAGGCUACUCGGAGUUCCGAGAACUCUGGGCCCAAGACGCGGAAUGCCGCUACCAGUUCGUUCAGUAUGACCGCGCGACUGGAACUGUCGAACUCGUCGGGAUUCACCUUCCUGCCGAUGAACUCGCGCCAACCCACGCGUUGACCACUCCGGCCCCGCCGCCUAUCCCUGCCCCAGCGCACCCCGCACCCGCCGACGCACCCUCCGCUGUGCCCGCCGCACCCGCCUCUCGCCUGGACGCGCGCCGUCAAGUCAUCGUCGAAACCUUGAUGCUUGACCAACUCGAGCGCAACCAGCGCACGCAGGACGCUAUCCGCGAACGCCGCGAGCGCCGUGACAGAGAGCGCGCCGAACGCUCUGCCGCGGCCUCUCCCGCGUGGGCCGCCAAACAGAAGACUUGGAAGGAGCGAGCUGCCGCCGCGAAGGGCAAGGGCAAGGGCAAGGGCAAGGGCAAGGGCAAGGCCCGAGCUCUCCCCUCCGCGCCGUCCACGGAGCUCGUCCUGUCUGUCCCCAGGACCGACGCGCCCAUGGACGUCGACGGCGCUGCCGCCGUCCAUAACCCCUCGCCCACCGUUCCUGCCGCUCUGGCUGCGCCGCGCGCUGAGAACGCCGCGGCCAGUGGAUCGGGUGCGAACCAGCCGAAGAAGACUUUCGGAGGUGGUGACGAGGAGCUCAUCGACUACCCCUCCGACGAAGACCCCACCAAGCAGUGA